Pangasianodon hypophthalmus (striped catfish) is the source of this 623-nucleotide messenger RNA. Its product is annotated as protein BTG1-like. The transcript is spliced from 2 exons. The record is from RefSeq and is a predicted model, not a curated record. The coding region runs from base 6 to 473 and encodes 155 amino acids. NCBI's taxonomy places the organism in Eukaryota, Metazoa, Chordata, Actinopteri, Siluriformes, Pangasiidae. Gene Ontology annotation, biological process: negative regulation of mitotic cell cycle; negative regulation of cell population proliferation. Gene Ontology annotation, cellular component: cytoplasm; nucleus.
AAAACAUGAAAACAGAAGUCUCUACAGCUGCUAACUUUAUCACCAGUUUGCUCAGGAUGACUGGCCUUCUUCCUGAAGAUCAUCUUCAUCACUUCAGCUUUUCCCUGCAGGAGGCGCUGCUUGAGCACUAUGAGCAACACUGGUUUCCCCAAGCCCCUUGCAGAGGGUCUGGCUACAGAUGCUUGCGCAUCAACCACAAAAUGGACCCGUUGAUAGGCAAAGCUGCCUGUGCUAUUGGCAUUACACAGCAGAAACUUUUUUCCUUGCUUCCAAGUGAGCUAACACUAUGGGUGGACCCAAAUGAGGUGUCGUAUCGCAUUGGUGAAAAUGGAUCCACUUGUGUACUGUACGAGUCCACGCCAUCUGCUGUAUAUACUGGCACAACAGAUCAAGAAGCCAGCUGUAAGGGAAAACUGAGAACUGAACAGUCAAAGUCUUCAAAGCGCUUCAGUAUGAUGACCAGCUUGGGUUAAAUGCUGUGAAACAUUUUGUACUUGAUAUCUUUAUUUUCAUGUGGAUGCUACCCCUUGUUUAGAACAUUAAUACCUUUAACUGCUCAUAGAUUAAAGCUUUGAUAGAUGCUGUUCUAUUUCUCGCAAUUGCAUCAUGACAAAUACAAAGUU